AACGCGGUGCUGUAGCGACGGCCGCGGCAGCCAUGGUCGAGCGGUCCAACAUGGUGGAGUGUCCCUUCUGUGAUGAGGUCUCCAAGUACGAGAAGCUCGCCAAGAUCGGGCAGGGAACCUUCGGGCAAGUUUUCAGAGCCAAACAUUGUCAGACAGGCAAGAAAGUAGUGUUACUAAAAUCUCGGAAUGAAGAACUUACCGACACCAAUCGAGUCCUCUCACGAUCAAUGCACACCAGGUCUCAAAAUCAGUCUCCAUAUAUAGAACUUAUUCAUACAUAUUCAUUAAAUAUUCAUGCGUAAUCAUAAUAUUUC
Molecule: messenger RNA, 314 nt
Organism: Falco peregrinus (peregrine falcon)
Lineage: Eukaryota; Metazoa; Chordata; Aves; Falconiformes; Falconidae
Product: cyclin-dependent kinase 9-like
Exons: 2
Coding region: 33-302 (89 amino acids)
Biological process (GO): protein phosphorylation
Molecular function (GO): ATP binding; protein kinase activity
Source: RefSeq, a predicted model, not a curated record